CCUUUUUGCAUCUUGCUGAUUGGCUUAUGUCACGAAGUAAACAAAUAAGUCGAUGCUCGGGAAAACACCUGCUGAGUCUUCUGUGGGCCAGAACUGCGAAAUUGCUCUGAAACCAUUGUAAAAUGGAGGCUACAUCAUCUGAUUAUGAAGACCACAGGAAGAAAUGGGACAGAGAUGAAUAUGAAAAACUUGCACUGGAACGACUGAAUGAAGAGAAUGAAAAGUCUGAGGAAUUUAAAGAUAAACCUGUGAAAAGAGAUUUGUUAAAAGCAAGAGAUUAUAAAGUUGAUUUAGAUUCCAAACUCAACAAAUCUGUCGUAAUCAGUAAAACAACAGCAGCUGCAGAUUGCGGAGGAUAUUAUUGCAAUGUAUGUGAUUGUGUUGUUAAGGACUCAAUAAACUUUCUGGAUCAUAUUAAUGGUAAAAAACAUCAACGAAAUAUGGGAAUGUCAAUGAAAGUUGAACGUUCCACGUUAUCCCAAGUGCAAAAAAGAUUUGAAAUGAACAAGAAAAAAAUGGAAGAAAAGAAGAAGCAAUAUGAUUUUGAUCAAAGAAUGAAGGAACUAAAGGAAGAAGAGGAAAAAAUGAAAGCUUAUAAGAAAGAAAAGAAAAAGAGAAAACGAAAAGCACAGGAAGAAUUGGAAGUGUCGAAUGAUGACUCUGACAUUGCUGCCAUGAUGGGUUUUGGAGGAUUUGGUGGUGGCAAGAAACGAUGACAGCUGGCUUGCACAGUAUUUUGUGGUAUUUUCAAGUACACAAUUCCAGAUAUUGUGGUAUAAAAUUUUACAGUUUACUUUUUUAUUCUCAAAUAUUCCUUUGAUCAGAAGUGCUGGCAUUUUUAGGUAUUGUUUUUUUUUCGAAAGCAUUGUACAAGCAUCACAAAUUUUCAGUUUCAACAUUUCCUUUCCAGUUUAUUAUACUAUACACUGGGUCAGAAGUCAUAUAGAGGUAGAGUAUUUUUUAAUUCGUAUGACCUAUAACAUUUUUAUCCUAAUGGAAAGGAAAUGUUUCAAAUUUGUGUGUUAGUUCGAUUUGACAAAGCCCCAAGUAGAACGCUUCAGUGGCUCAUGAUAGAUAAAUAUGGAAUAAUUUAAGUUUAUGAAUAUUCAAACUAUUGUAUCACUGUUGUGGAUGUAAAUAAUCUUAGCUCUUUUUUUUGGAAUUGACAAUGGAAAUAUACCCGAGUAUUCUGAUGAAACAGUCUUUACCAAGUAACACUUUUUUACAAAUUCUGAUGUUUUUAAUUUAUUGUCAGUGGGUUAAAUAUGUAUUCUAUUAUGUUUUUCAAUAUUUGGUUGAGAACAAUCUGUUCAAAAACUGUGAUUGAAUAUUUUGGUGUUGUAUCUAAUAUCUACAUGAUAUUGCUGAUAUAGGAUCAUUUUGCACAUACUGAUAGUUGAAAUUUACCAUAUUUUUAUUGAAUAUCCUGAAUGUAGAUAUAAAUGCAUCAAGAUUAUAUCUUGUGAAACUUGAUUUCAGUGUGCAACAAAAGCUUGAGUCAUGUCAGUCAAAUUUAUUAUGUUACAGUAUGUUUGAUAUCAGAAAUGAUAAGAAUGUGUAAAAUUUGCCAUUUAAUUUACUGAUAGGAUUAUAAAAUAUCAUACUGUCUGUCACAAACAUCCAUUUCCCAAUCAGUGAAACUCAUCCUUCAGUAAUUAUUUUUAAAUCUUAUCAUAUUAG
Styela clava is the source of this 1680-nucleotide messenger RNA. RefSeq names its product zinc finger matrin-type protein 2-like. Gene Ontology annotation, cellular component: U4/U6 x U5 tri-snRNP complex; spliceosomal complex. Gene Ontology annotation, biological process: mRNA splicing, via spliceosome. Gene Ontology annotation, molecular function: zinc ion binding; nucleic acid binding. The record is from RefSeq and is a predicted model, not a curated record. Lineage: Eukaryota; Metazoa; Chordata; Ascidiacea; Stolidobranchia; Styelidae.